Messenger RNA from Mercurialis annua (annual mercury), 1783 nucleotides. RefSeq lists its product as uncharacterized. The transcript is spliced from 12 exons. The record is from RefSeq and is a predicted model, not a curated record. The coding region runs from base 215 to 1609 and encodes 464 amino acids. Lineage: Eukaryota; Viridiplantae; Streptophyta; Magnoliopsida; Malpighiales; Euphorbiaceae.
GGUAGGCAAAACGCGAAGUGAAAGCCCAUCAUGAUCAGCCAUUUUCUGUGCACAAACUCUCAGUAGUUUCACUACAAAACAAAGAGUUGCAAGCUGACACACAGAUUUUGUUGGCCCAAUCUCUCACUCAAAUCCAUCACUAUCAAUCGUCAUAUUCGCAGCAUCUGAUUCUUCUUCUUCGCACGCGCCCUCUGGAUCACACUCUCUCUCUCUCAUGGUGAUCGCAGCAGCUGCUUCUUCACUCUCUCUCGGUAGUUCCAGUUGUCAACUAUGCCAUGCUGAUGGAUUUAAUUGCUCAACAUCAUAUAGGGGCGCCAACUCCUGGAUCAAACCUCCUAUUGACAGUCACAAAACUCCGGAUUAUUCCGGCAUAAGGCAUAUAAAUCCAUAUUUUGGAGCAACACAUUUCUAUUGGUUAACUGUAGGACGUGAUCGUGGCCUUUGGAGAGCUUCUGUUGCUGCAGAUUACUCUGAUUCAGUUCCAGAUUCUUCUAGUUAUACAGGUGACCAAAGUUAUCAUCCUCUUGAAGAUGUCAAAGUCCAUAGAAGAAUGCGAGACACACAACUUACACCUGCUGAAAUAGCAAGGACAACUGUUGAGGCUAACAACAGAGCACUGCUUGUUUUUCCUGGGAAUGUUCACAGUGAACCACAUGAACAAAUUUCAUGGGCAGAGUUUCAGUAUGUUGUUGAUGAUUAUGGAGAUAUAUUUUUUGAAGUUUUUGAUGAUAAAAACAUCUUACAAGAUCCUGGUGCUACUAAUCCAGUGAAUGUUUUGAUUGGGAUGGAUAUUCCAAUGUACGAGAAUAAAAGGAUAGCCAAUGAGUAUAAUGUCUUUGACAUUGUCAGUAUGGAUGAUAUUCCAUUUGAUGAUGAUUAUUUUGAGGUAAUGGAUUCUGAAGUGUCCGACAUUCCAGUUGAUUGGGGGAUGCCUGAAACUUCCAGCUGGGUUCAUCCUAUUUAUUUUGCAAAGUGCUUGACAAAGGCAACUGCUAUGGAAUGCAAUACAAAGAUGGAUCAUCCAUCAAAUGGUGUUUCCAUUUUGGGUUGCUUGAGACCUGCCUUUGCUGAUGAAGAAUCAUACAUAAGAAGUUUAUUUCACUGUGAAGACAGUGAUGACUACAAUUCCAACUGGAAAGAUAUGGAAAUACUGAGCUUUAGCUCUAAAAGCGAUGAAAGAAGCAUUGGCUCAACUCUCUACAAAUUAGAAAUUAUGAGGAUAGAGCUGUUCUCUGUAUACCGCAUGCAGUCUGCAAUUAGUUUGCUAGAUUUUCAAGAUGCUGAACCAGAUGCCCUUGUACACUGCACUUCUGCAAUCUUAGAACACUUUAGUGAGAUGGGAAUCAGAUGCAAUGCUGCUCUUAAAGCUCUCUGCAAGAAAAAGGGCAUUCACGUCGAGGGUGCAAAUCUGAUUGGGGUUGACAGCCUUGGCAUUGAUGUACGCAUUUUUUCGGGAGUGGAAGUACGAACUCAUCGUUUUCCCUUUAAAGCCCGGGCGAGAAGUGAAGCUGCUGCAGAAAAGCAGAUUCAUCAACUACUGUUUCCACCAUCUCGAAGAAAGAAAUUUAGAAGUCAUAGCGACGGGCAUAAGGAUUCAAAAUUGUUCUAAUUCUUUUGUAACGAACGGUAAUGAACAUUUUAGAAUAAAAUCAGGCUUGGUUGGUCUUUGUUUGCAUAGGAGUCUGAUAGAGCUUUGUUAUGAUAGAUUAAUAAAAAGCCCUCAGCUGUGUACUAACAAAUUUGUACAAUACCUACGGGCAAAUAAAGUUGUAGCCUUUUGAUC